Perognathus longimembris pacificus (Pacific pocket mouse) is the source of this 1894-nucleotide messenger RNA. It is a transcript of the gene Pycr3, whose product is annotated as pyrroline-5-carboxylate reductase 3. Gene Ontology annotation, molecular function: pyrroline-5-carboxylate reductase activity. The record is from RefSeq and is a predicted model, not a curated record. Gene Ontology annotation, biological process: L-proline biosynthetic process. NCBI's taxonomy places the organism in Eukaryota, Metazoa, Chordata, Mammalia, Rodentia, Heteromyidae. The transcript has 6 exons. The coding region runs from base 55 to 879 and encodes 274 amino acids.
CCUGCUCCGCGGACGCCGGCGGGCGGGCGGGCGGGCGAGCGAGCGGCCGGCGCCAUGGCGUCUGCGGAGUCUGGCCCGCAGCGCGUGGGCUUCGUGGGCGCAGGGCGCAUGGCGGAGGCCAUCGCGCAGGGCCUCAUCCGAGCAGGCAAAAUAGAAGCUAAGCAGGUGCUGGCUAGUGCGCCCACAGACCGGAACCUCUGCCACUUCCGGGCUCUGGGCUGCCAGACCACGCACUCCAACCAGGAGGUGCUGCAGAGCUGCUCGCUUGUCAUCUUCGCCACCAAGCCUCACAUCCUGCCGGCUGUCCUGGCCGAGGUGGCCCCCGUGGUCACUCUCGAGCACAUCUUGGUGUCUGUGGCUGCUGGGGUCUCCCUGAGCACCCUAGAAAAGCUGCUGCCUCCAGGCACGUCCGUGUUCCGGGUCUCACCCAACCUGCCCUGCGUGGUCCAAGAAGGGGCCAUGGUGCUGGCGCGGGGCUGCCACGCCAGGAGUGAGGAGGCCCGGCUGCUGCAGAGCCUGCUGGAGGCCUGCGGGCGCUGCGAGGAGGUGCCCGAGGCCUACGUGGACAUCCACACGGGCCUCAGCGGCAGCGGCGUGGCCUUCGUGUGUGCGUUCUCUGAGGCCCUGGCGGAAGGCGCCAUCAAGAUGGGCAUGCCCAGUGGUCUGGCCCACCGCAUUGCUGCCCAGACCCUGCUGGGGACGGCCAAGAUGCUACUGCAGGAAGGGAGACACCCCGCCCAGCUGCGGACAGACGUGCUCACGCCCGCCGGCACCACCGUCUAUGGGCUGCACGCCCUGGAGCAGGGAGGCUUGAGAGCGGCGGCCAUGAGCGCGGUGGAGGCCGCCACCCAGCGGGCCAAAGAACUCAGCCGGAAGUAGGGCCGGGCUCCUGAGGAGACCGCCAGCCACUCGCCCCGACACAGCUGCACGGGGCGCCCGGACGCCCCGCCCUCCUCUGCCCUUCCCCUAAGGAUCGUACUCCCCUCUCCUUACCCCGGGGAAUGUCGCCCCUACCUCUGCAGACCUCUGCCCCUCAUGAGCCCGCCGUCACGGGGGCAGCGUUGGUCCUCGGUCCCUUGGGGUGGGUGGAGACCACACGCGGAGCGCUGGGCCCGGAGCCCUGGCCCUUCCUGGGGUUUCUCAUCCCAGCCGGGAGCCUGGCGUCUGGAUGGCCCUGGAAGUGCUGCGGGGCAGGGCCCCGAGGGAGGUUGGGAGAGCCCAGGGUCCCCCAGCCCGAGCGGCCAGCAGGUAGUCUGCUCUCCCCCGAGCUGAAGCGGGGCGAUACCCAGGAAUCCCACCCCACAGAGCCGUGCCGGCUGGGUCUCCCACGGCCCCCGGGCAGCCCCUUUUGGAAAGACUCCUGAGAUGGGGAGGGUGGGCUCUGUUCCGAUGGGAGCACCCUUGCCUCCCCCCGGGCGCGGGCGGCUUGAGGGCGGCCACUCCCCCGUCAGGAGUCCACGAGAGCUUUGCACCUCUGCUACCACCACGCUGGCCAAUGUCCCUGCAUGGAGCAGCAGGUGGGGAGGAACGAAGCCUUGGGAGCGAGGGCUAAGCGGCACACCACGGGGUGGGGGGGGACUUGUGCUGGCCUCCUCCCACUUUGUCCCCUGCUCCCGGGCGCCGCCCUCCAAGGCUCUCCUGGGCCUCCCUGGCCACACAGACCCCAGGAGAUUGACCCUUUCUUGCUUCUAUCCAGCAAUUUCCUGAGGCGGAAGGGCACCCACCCAUCACUGCGGUUUGGGGCAGUGGUGUCUUCUGGCUGGGCGAUAGUCAGGCUAUCACUCCGUCUAUAGACAGGGCCCGUGGCAUGUAUGUGACAGGAACGGAUGGCCUAUCCCUCGACACACCACCUACCUGCUGCUUAAACCUCAGCUACCUACCCUGACUGGCUCUG